GUUCCCUGGGGCGAGCUCAGGGUGGGGAGAGACCCCGAGAACCCACUGGGGGCUGGAGCCAGGAGCCAGCAUGAGUCGGGGGUCCAGGUCAGGGGCGCGAGGGCAGCAGGAGAACGUCCCCUCCCAGCUCCUCCGGGAUCAUGAAAACCAGCAGGUGUUUGAGCUCCUGGGCCGGAAAUGCACGACCCUGGCCACGUCGGUGGCCCAGCUGUACCAGGCCAUGCCCCCCAACAGCCAGGUGUGGGGUAAGCAGGGCUGCGGGGUCCUGUGCCUGGUCAAGGACAACCCCCGGCGCUCCUACUUCAUCCGCCUCUUCGAUCUCAAGGACAGGAGGCUCACAUGGGAGCUGGAGCUCUCCAGCCAGCUGGUCUAUUCUGCCGUCACCCCCUACUUCCAUACCUUCCCCGGGGACGAAUGCCAGGCCGGGCUGAACUUUGCGGACGAGGCUGAGGCCCGCGACUUCUAUGCGCUGGUGGAGGAGAAGAUCCAGAAGCGACAGCAGCGGAUGGAGAAACGGCAGCUCCCCCCGCCACCUCCCCCGGUCAAUGAAGAGCGACGGGCGACGACGCUGCCCCGAUCCCCAAUGCACGGGGGAGACAUGAAUGGUCCCAGCAAACAGCCGAAUUCCCCCUCCGGCUCCUUGAACCUGAUGACAAUGGACAUCCAGAACCCGGACAUCACCUCGUCUCGGUACCGGGGGCUGCCGGUGCCCACAGCCACCGAGAAGAAGAAGGGCAAGAAAAAGAUCUCCAAGGCCGACAUCGGCGCCCCAAGCGGAUUCAAGCAUGUCACCCACGUCGGAUGGGACCCCAACACCGGCUUUGACGUGAAUAACCUGGACCCCGACCUGAAGACGCUCUUCUCCCAGGCCGGGAUCAGCGAGGCGCAGCUGACUGACGCCGAGACCUCCAAACUCAUCUACGAUUUCAUCGAAGGCCAGGGCGGGCUGGAGGCUGUGAAGGAGGAGCUGAGACGCCAGGGUCCAGCACCUCCUCCGCCCCCCAUGACCCGAUCUGGGCCCCUCCCUCCCCCACCCCCUGCCUCAGCGAGGGGCAGGUCUGGCCCGUUGCCCCCCAUCCCAGGCGGCCCCCCACCCCCCUCAUCUAUGCCAAAUAGGGGGCCCGUUCCCUCCCAGCCUCCCAGGGGGCAUCUGCCCCCCCCUUGUGGGCCCCCUCCCCAAACCUCCCGGUCUGGUCCGCCCCCCCCUCCGCCUGCUUCUGGGGCAGCCCCCCCACCCCCUCCUCCCCCACCGCCCCCUCCACCCCCAGUCUCUUCAGGGCCUUGUCCCCCUCCCCCACUUCCUUCAGGGGGGGUCAGCUCCCCAGGGGGCCAGCCUGCUCCCCCCGCAAAGGGUCGUGGGGCCCUGCUGGACCAGAUCCGCCAAGGCAUACAGCUCAACAAGACCCCCGAGAUGCUGGACUCCCCGCCGCCUGCUCAGAGCUCGGAGGGCCUGGUGGGGGCGCUCAUGCAUGUCAUGCAGAAGCGGAGCAAAGUGAUCCACUCCUCAGACGAAGGCGAGGACAACGGCGGGGACGAGGAGGACGAUGACGAAUGGGACGACUGAGCUCCGUCCCCAGCAAGAAAAGCUCCCCCCCUUGUGCACUGGGCGCUGUGCCCCACUCCCCUGGGUGAUCCCCCAGCCCACCUGGUCCCUUAGCAAUAAAGACAGCUCUCCGCUUGACAUGCUGCCCCAUCUUUUACCCAGAAUUCCCCUCCCCAAUCCCCCAGCUUCCCCUAUCUGCCCCCAUCACCCCCUCAAAACCCAGGGCUUGGCAAUACCCUGGUCUCCACUGACCUCUUUGGCAUCAGAAAGAAACCGAUCUCCUUCCAACUUGGCUCCUUGCUUUGAUCUCAGCCCGAUUGAAAAAACAAGCCAAGUUGGAAUCAAGCCCAGCACGGCUCAUCAGCGCAGAUUUUGGGGUGGAUUAAAACCCAUUGGUUUGGGUCAGUGUCUGAGUGACAGGACUGGAAGCCAGAGCGCUUGAUCUGAGGCCGUGUCUACGCCCCAUGUGUUCUGGUGGCACAGUUAGAGAAGAUUUAGUGUAGACACUUUCAACGGCAAUGGAAGGGGUCUGUAGUUGAUCCAUCUUGCCGGUAGCUAAGUCGGAGGAAGAAUUCUUAGUUGUGUCUAUACCUGUGUGUUAGGUCGGCUUGACGAUGGUGCUCUGGGGGGUGAAUUUUGCACACCCCGAGCGCCAUAGCUAGGUUGCUCUCAAUUUUGAGCAUAGACCGGAGCAGCCACUCUAGACUAAUGUCUUGUUAUAAUGGCGUCGGCGUCACCCGCAAUAUAGAACUUGCUCGUGAGUUAUGGCUUAUUCAUCUCAAGGCUUGGCAGAAACUGAUUUUUAUUUGUUUUUUGAUCAUUUCGACGGAGCAGAGUUUGACUUUUAUUUUUCAAUCAUUUUGAUGGCUCGUAUCACUGUUUAUUUCGAAGGUGGGAAAUGAUGCGGGUGCGGGGGGGGGUCAGGGAAUAAUUAUUUCAUGAGGUUGAGUUCAAAAAGCGAAAGCUUUAAAACACAAAGUCUCUUGAAGAUGGACGAAGUCAAGAGCCUCAGCUCAAACUCAGACAUGGUCUCAAGUAGCCAGUCAAAGCGAUUGUUACUCCUUUGAUCUUUAUUAAACAACUUUAUCAACUGUU
This is a messenger RNA of Malaclemys terrapin pileata, 2638 nucleotides long. RefSeq names its product WASP actin nucleation promoting factor (gene WAS). The record is from RefSeq and is a predicted model, not a curated record. Gene Ontology annotation, molecular function: small GTPase binding; actin binding. Gene Ontology annotation, biological process: actin filament organization; regulation of Rho protein signal transduction. NCBI's taxonomy places the organism in Eukaryota, Metazoa, Chordata, Testudines, Emydidae. Bases 71 to 1564 code for a protein of 497 amino acids. The transcript is spliced from 12 exons.